This is a messenger RNA of Bombus pascuorum, 1493 nucleotides long. RefSeq lists its product as uncharacterized. The coding region runs from base 1 to 1302 and encodes 433 amino acids. Lineage: Eukaryota; Metazoa; Arthropoda; Insecta; Hymenoptera; Apidae. The transcript is spliced from 2 exons. The record is from RefSeq and is a predicted model, not a curated record.
AUGUCUAAGGAUACGAAAUUUUUUGCGAGACCAAAAGUAAGAUUUUGUCAACCGGAUACCGGUAAAUCGGUAACAAAAGAAUUAAAAAGCUUGACUGAUCAAAAUGGUAUUAAGAAUAAGCCGAAAAUCCUAAGUGUUGUAAGACUAGAUAAACCUGUUAAAUUAGUGAAAUCGAAUGAAAUAUCUGGCAAUCAGGAAAAUAAAAAUUCAAAGCUUGUUGAUAAUGCAUCAAACUUCACAUUACGUGCUAGUGCAUCUCCUUGUUCAAUUGGAACCUCGUCCUCUUUGGAUAAAAAUACUAUCAAAACAGAAAAUCAGAAUCCUUUAAAUGAUGCUAACAAUAGUCAGAAUAUUAAAGCAAAUAUUAAAGAAGCUAAUAUUCCCAAAAUUUCUAUUAAACUUCCAAACAAUGACAUAACAGUUUCUACAGAUUCUCCCAUUGCACAAAGUGAAAGUUUAGACAAGACACUUAAAUCAAAAAAUUCUGACAAAACUAAUGGUUCAAAGAAAGACUACACUAAAGGUAGAAGAGAAAAAGAAAAUAAAUCAACAGUUGUCAAAAAAAAUAUUAAAACUGUAACUACAAAAUCCACAGAUUUAGACAUUUUAAAACAUAAGAAUCGACUUUCUUCUGCUGGCACUGGUACAAAAAAGUUAACUGCCACACAGAAGACAUCUAGUUCAAUUACAAUAAAAAAGAAUUUAAAUUCAAAACUUCGUGAUAUUAUGCCAUGUUAUAAAUACAGUAAAGUUGUAAGAGAUAUAAUUGGUCCUAAAAUACAGCCAUACAUAGGUCCAGGAGUAUCACACAGUCAGCCAGAUGAUUUAGCAAUUUUAGAAACAGAUGAAAACAUUCAUACAAAGCCAAUUAUUUCUGGAGGAAAAUUGGCAAAACCAGAAUAUAAUUCUAUUAUGUGUACAAUUAAUAAAUUAAAUGAAAUGAAGAAACAAAAAGUUAUAACUGAUAUUGAACAUUUACCAGCUCCGUAUAAAAAUGUUAUAAAUGGAAAGGUUUCUACUGCUUUAGAUUUCCCUCUUGAUGAAGCAGUUUACAAAGAUUUGGUAGACUUAUCCAUAAAUGAAAAUCAAUUGCCAAGCAGAUUAACUCGUAGUAAAGAUCCAGAGCCAAGACAGAAAGAUGUUGUGCCAAUACUCUCUGACUUUUUUACACCUAUAUCUACUGAGGAAUAUUGUACUCCUGUUUCUAUAAAACCACGAAUUCCAGAAAUUGUAGACAGUUGGAAUGCCUUUAGAAUAAGUGAUCAAAUAAGUGAAUGGAAACACAUUUUAAAUCAUGUAUAACUGGAUUAGUAUUUUUAUAUUAUGCAUAACUUAUUUGUUAAUUGCUAUUUGGAAACCACUUUGGUAAAUGUAUCUUUUUGUAAAAUGUAAAAUAUUUUUUAUAAAACUUAUUGAAUGAGAUUGUUUAACAGACAUUUUGUAAAAUAUAUAUGUUGAAAUAUAAAAAAAAUAAUAAAUGAAUAUAUGUACAA